This is a messenger RNA of Zootoca vivipara (common lizard), 2626 nucleotides long. RefSeq names its product transmembrane protein 50B (gene TMEM50B). The record is from RefSeq and is a predicted model, not a curated record. Lineage: Eukaryota; Metazoa; Chordata; Lepidosauria; Squamata; Lacertidae.
GCGCUCCCUGCCGAGCAUUGUGCCGGAAGGAGCGUCGGAGGUGGAUUGGCUGAACUCCCCGCGACUUCUCCCCACGCCUCCGGCCGGCAGAGCAAGCCGGGUGACGGCCGCGGAUGGAGAGGAGCGGGGAGUCUUCCAGAAUUUGGAAGGUUCAUGAAAAUCUAAUGUAAAUAACACAGGUAAAAGAUUCAUCCUGAACUUGAGAAAUGGCAGGUUUCCUAGACAAUUUCCGAUGGCCUGAAUGUGAGUGUAUUGAUUGGAGUGAAAGAAGAAAUACAGUUGCUUCGGUGGUAGCUGGGAUUCUGUUUUUUACAGGUUGGUGGAUAAUGAUAGAUGCAGCAGUAGUUUACCCUAAGCCAGAGCAAAUGAACCAUGCAUUCCAUACUUGUGGAGUGUUUUCUACUCUAGCUUUUUUCAUGAUAAACGCAGUAUCAAAUGCUCAAGUGAGAGGAGACAGCUAUGGUGAAGGAUGUUUAGGAAGAACAGGUGCUCGUGUCUGGCUUUUCAUUGGCUUCAUGUUGAUGUUCGGCUCACUUAUUGCUUCUAUGUGGAUCCUUUUUGGAGCAUAUGUUACCCACAAUAUUAAUGUCUACCCAGGCUUAGCAGUGUUUUUUCAGAAUGCUUUGAUAUUUUUCAGCACCCUUAUCUACAAAUUUGGAAGAACUGAAGAACUGUGGGCUUGAGUACUUUCUACAUCUUGCUUAGCGAGUCUUAUAUGCCUAUGAGCUUGGACAGUGUUCUCGAAGCUACCAACAUGUCUGACCAAACUACGGGAGGCAGUGGAAGACAGAAGUGCCUGGCGUGCUCUGGUUCAUGGGGUCACGAAGAGUCAGACCCAACUAAACUAAACAACAACAACGAGCUUUACAAGAUGUGAGGCUGCCCAGCAUGGCAUAGUGGAGAGUUGGGUUUUGUUGUUGUUAAAACACUGUUGCUUCCCCAAAGCGUGAGCUGCUAGACUUUAAAGUUGAUUGAAUACAUAACAUUUUAAAAAUAAUUGGUAAAAAACUGCCAGUGUCCUUUGAUAAAAGCAUAUAUGUCCAAAUUAGUCUUCUGAAAUCAAUUAACCUGAUGUCCAUGCUACUGUUCACUAAUUUUGGUCUCAGUUUAGGAUUCACAAUUCAAGUAUGUAUUUUAUUCCAUAAGUGCAACAAUCUCCCCCUCCCCCCCCAAAAAAAUAUCUCUGAAGUAUUUGCAUUAAAGUGGGUAAAGGUGAUUUGAACAUCGGCAGCAUACUGCCCCAGGGGUCUCCAAAAAGAUAAGGUAGCUGCAACUAUUCUUCUUAAUGGAAUUAAUUUUUACAAAAGAUUGAAACCCACAACAAAUCACUCAGGAUUACACAGCAAUGUUUACUUGAAGUAGACAGGAACUUGUUUGUAGGGUAUGGCUGCUUCCUUCUCAGAAAGAAUGCAUUGGCACAAACCACUGAAUAUAUUUAUAUUACAUUCAGGAUUAACCUGCACUCCUAUAUUAUUUUCUUUUACUAAAGAUUAAAAAUGAAAUGGAGGUGGCCUAUUUCAUUGUCAUUUUUUUAUUAUAAAUAAACUUUAUUAAGAAUCAAAGUUAAAAUACAAACCAUACACACUCGAAACUCGCAGUCAUACCAAAACAAGCACAGAUUCAUAUACACAAAAUCAUAGAAAUCAUAAUAUACAAACUCAUAAAAAUCAUAAUAUACCAACUCAUAGAAAUCAUAAUGUGCGAGGAAGAAAAGGGGAAGAAAAGAGGAAGAAAAAGAAGUUAUCCUCCAAAAUAUAGAAAAAGAAAAGAAAAAGCCCAAAGUGGUAAAUAGAAAACAGAACACAAAAAUUGAUUAACAAUUGAAAAACAAAAAUAGCAUAUAAUAAUAAAAAGUGAAAAGAAUACAGGAACUCCAUUAAAUUAAUAAGUAUGUACACUAGUUUUAUGGCCUGAUCUGAUAAGAGAUAAAUACCCGUUACUAGCCGAAAAAUAAUAUAUUUCGUCUGAGAUACAUAUUAACCCAUUAAGAACCCUUUAUACCUUGCAACUGAAUUCCUGUAUUCUGUACCUUCUUCCCAGUAUUGUUUCCAGGGUUUUAUCCCAAUAUGACAAUAGAUUUUCUGCUUUUAAAAUGGAGCUUGCAAGGCAAUGGGCAAAACUAAAACAGAUUCAAAAACACAUUUAAAAAUAAGGGCACACAAUUAAAGCAAAUUUUAUCCAAAAUAACAUGUAAAAUGUGCAAGAGUGCAAAUGCAUUUAGACACAAACAUAUUCAUCUGUGACUAGAAAUUAUAAAGUUAAGGCAGAAUACGCAGGUUCCCCUUUCUGAACAUAAUGCAGCCCCUGAAAUUAGUUUGAUAGGUGAGCAUUCACAUAACAAGUUGGUGAUUUCUAUAGGAAAAUGUCUAAUGUGUUCUUGAUCAACACACACCCAAGAAAACCUUCUUAACCUUACUAAAAGUAUCACUACAGUUCCUCAGCCAAACAGAAAAAGGCAAACAAGGAAAUAACAAAUGCUCUCUCCUUAGCUAUUUGAAUCUGUGCUGUGUAGUGAGGUUUGGGUCCUAAUUUCUCCUGUUCAGAUAAGUGAAUUUUCACAUAGCAAGCAUUCAGAAAGUGGGACCUCCGUGUAAUUUAAUUACUGAGAAAGCAACACACAACGUAA